AGCCCUUUGAAAAUUCCCAGUGCCAACGAAAAAUUACAAGCCACCAUGAGCAGAAAGCAAUCCCUGCAUCUGCUGGACAAAACGCUGCCUAUUUCGGUGGCCACCGCACCGCAGUUGCGCUCCCGCCGGCAGUUCAGCUUCAAUGGGCUGCGGUACGAGAUGAGUGGGUUGCCACCACUGCCGCCGCCGCCGCCGCCUCCGCAGCUCUCGCGGCUCAGGGCGGGUGGAGGAGGAGGUGGUGGCUCCCAGGAGAGCGGGUCAGCUGGCGGAGAUGGACAGCUCCCAAAAGGAGUCCUCCCCAAACGGGUGAGCCAGGGCGACAGGGCGCUGCUGAUGAACGGAGGCGUUCGGAUGCCCAGGAGAAGUGAGCUGGACUUUCCCAGGGAGAAACUAGAGAAGGAGAAGGAGGAGGAGGAGCAAUCCCAGCGGCGGCGGCGUGAGAAGAAGCAGCGUCGCAAGGAGCUGGAGGUCCCCAAUCCUCCCCAGAAUCCCAGUGGCAGUGGCCUGACCUCCCAGCAGAGCUGGCUAUUGGCCCAAUCCCUGCUGAAGGCCUACGGAAGCGGCCUGGUCGAGGGUGAAGUGGCCGCCACCUCCUCCUCCAAGAUGGACUACAUAACGCUAGCCGGUUUGGUGCUCGGCUGCGUGGCCUCGCAUGCCCUCUUUCUGCUGUGCUGGUACUUCAGCUGGCUGAAGAAUCAGGCCGUGGGCCUAAGGAAACGCUUCCUCGGCAACGCGAAUCUCUGGGAGUUCUUCGAUAUGGAGGAUACCAGCCGCUAUUCGGUGCAGACCAAGCUGGUGCUGGCCCCGCUGAUCCUCCUCUGUGGACUGCUCUACUGCGUGGUCAACAUGCUGCACCUGGUGGUCCAGGUGGUGCGAUCCGAUGUGCCGCGCACAGUGGUUGUGUUUGUCCAGCGGGUGGCGAACAGUGGUCUGCUGGGCACCAUCACCCUGGGAUUGGCCGGUAACAGAGGAGGAGGAGGAGGAGGAGGUGCGGUGCGGGGACGCCAGAAGCAAGCGAUUCGAUAA
Messenger RNA from Drosophila takahashii, 1026 nucleotides. RefSeq lists its product as uncharacterized. NCBI's taxonomy places the organism in Eukaryota, Metazoa, Arthropoda, Insecta, Diptera, Drosophilidae. The record is from RefSeq and is a predicted model, not a curated record.